Messenger RNA from Xiphophorus maculatus (southern platyfish), 2955 nucleotides. RefSeq names its product Kruppel like factor 11 (gene klf11). Bases 153 to 1712 code for a protein of 519 amino acids. Lineage: Eukaryota; Metazoa; Chordata; Actinopteri; Cyprinodontiformes; Poeciliidae. Gene Ontology annotation, biological process: regulation of transcription by RNA polymerase II. Gene Ontology annotation, molecular function: DNA-binding transcription factor activity, RNA polymerase II-specific; RNA polymerase II cis-regulatory region sequence-specific DNA binding. The transcript is spliced from 4 exons. The record is from RefSeq and is a predicted model, not a curated record.
CACACACGGCUCAGCUGAGAGGAAAAAAGAGAGACGAUCUGAAGUCCAUCCUGGACCAGGCUGAAGCUCCCUUUGUUCCACACUGGCAUCAACAAAAUUAACGGGACAUUUUUUCUCUGUUUGCUUCAGAGGCGUCAGGAAAUAUUAAUGACAUGGACUUACAGGAGUCUGUACAUAUGGAUCAGUGUGGGCCGUGCCUGAAGAGAAGAAGGCACGACAGCGAACAAUCUGUCUCCAGUGGAACCAGCAGCUGUUCUUCUGCUUUGGAGUACACCGAUCUGGAGGCGGCUGAAGCUCUGGUGUGUAUGAGCUCCUGGGGUCAACCUGUGUUCCUCGGUGGCGGCGGCGGCGGCGGCAACAAGCUGAACACCUGCAAGCCCCGGCCCCUCACUCCGGCUUCUGAUUCCUGCGACUCCCUCCUGCCACUGGAGCUCCAGGAGUCCCCAAGGGACUUUGUGUCCCUCUCCUCUCUGUGCAUGACACCUCCCCACAGCCCCAGCUUUGUUGAGACCUCUUCAAGCGGCACGGUCCAGUCUUCCCCGACACCCACCGUGUCCACGGCAUUCUCUGGACCUGCGCUCCAUCAACCCAACCUGGCCCACACUCCUGAAAGGACCCUGUCCCUGCCUGCUCCGCCGCACCCCUGCAGAGCCAUGGCGACCAGCGUCAUCAGGCACACUGCGGACACAGACCUGUGCCAGCAGCGCCACAUUCCAGUCACCUCCAUUUCACAGAAAACUGCGAGCACAGUGACUGCAACAGGAACAAUAGUGUGCAUGCAGCAGCAACAGGAAUGCAUCACAAACACACCUCAGUCUCCUCCUGCAGCAGCAACAACACAGCACCCUCUCAGUCCCUCUAAACCUUCCUUGGACAUUGUCUCCACCUCCACAGUCAACACCCAACCACAAAACCCACCCACAGGCCCCCCAGCCAUCCUCUCUCCUACUUCAGUGACCAGUCCACAAAUCAUCUGCCAGAUGUUUCCCAUCUGCAGCCAAUCGGGAAUAAUCUCAGCGUUCAUCCCCAGUCCAGGUCAGACCUCCGGUACUGGAAUUCGGACUGCCACAACACCCAUCCUCCCCCACCCCACUUCGGCCAACAGCCCCUCCCUCCAGCAGCCCCUUAUUGUGGGCUCAGCAGUGCCACAGGCCACGGUAAUGUUGGUCCUCCCUCAUUCCUCGGUCCCCCAGGCCCCUCAGGGCCAACAGACUGUCAUGACCCUGGGCAACACCAAACUGCUACCUCUAGCCCCAGCCCCCUUGUACAUGCCGGCUGGGCCCUGCAGCAACAUGGCAGCCACAAAAAUAGACUUUUCUCGCAGGAGAAACUAUAUCUGCAGCUUUACAGGUUGCAGAAAAACUUACUUCAAGAGCUCACACCUCAAGGCUCAUUUACGGACGCACACAGGUGAGAAACCAUUCAGCUGCAGCUGGGACGGGUGUGAUAAGAGGUUUGCCCGCUCCGAUGAGCUGUCCCGACAUCGGCGCACGCACACCGGCGAGAAGAAAUUCGUCUGUCCGGUGUGCGAUCGGCGAUUCAUGCGCAGCGACCACCUGACCAAACAUGCUCGCCGUCACAUGACCACAAAGAAGAUCCCCUCCUGGCAGGCGGAUGUUCGCAAUCUGAGCAAAAUGGCUGCAGACAAAACUCCUCCCUCUAAAGCUGCCAUUGGCAUGCUGAGCAUGCUAGUACCUGCCAGCUCCAAGUAGACACUGAACAAAUGCGAUCUUUCUCAGUCUGUGUAUACUUUGGUAUGUAGAUGCUCUCAUUGGAAACAAGUAAUGAAAACCAAGUAAUAUUUUGAUUUCAAAGUAUUAAAUUGAAUCAUGAGCCAUUCUGCCUUUUUGAGGUCAAAAACAGGCGAGUUGACCAAUUAGUUUGAUAUACUUUCAUGUGUAAGAUUUCAAAAAAAUCACUUGACCCAUUUUUAUAUCCUAGUCCAGAAGGUACUGGCCUAAUUAGGCAUAGCUCUGACCACUAGGUGGCAGAAAAGUGCUUCUAGUAAGAUCCUCAGUAUGUGUGAAACAUGCAUCAACUGGCAUUAGUGGGAUAGGAAGUGGUUUGAGGCCAAAUCGCAAAAGUAAUCUACAUGGAGUUAAGUUUUUUUUGUGCUCAAAUUUGUUACAAGUUAGCAUUAUUUCUCCCCACAGAUAUUUAGUUCCACAUCUCACCAAAAUUGCUAAUCCAGAGAAACAGGAUUACAUGCAUAUGUGUAAGACAUAUAUCAGCCUACUUCAACAGGCUGACCCGUACCAUAUAUGGGCAUUGAUGUCACAGGAUGAGGCACGUACUCUAAAAUACUCAACCCUUACCAUAUAUGGGCAGUGAUGUCACAGGGUGAAUCGUGUCAGAAUAUGAGAAAAAUGUUUCUUUCAGAUAGUUUUUGACUACAAAAUCAGAAAAAAUGGCUUUAUUUCAAUUGAAUAUAUUUUAAAGUACUUUUUAAAAUUAUUACUGGUUUCUGAUAAGAAAAUCAAUUUACCUAAAAUAAUAUGCAUGGACCUUUCUCACUCCUGAGACACCAGAGGGUCAAAGUGAGCAGCAAACAUGGCUGCUUGCGUUUUACCUAUAAAAGACUGAACAUGCACUGGACUCUUCCUUCUCUACUGCUCAUUUUGUACAUGGAUUUUCUCUAAAAGAUACUUAGUUUACUUUUUUUAUUAUUGAUCAUUUGUAUGCAUCCUUGCCAAAGCUUUUGUAUUGACUCAGUUGUUGACGUUUCAUUUUGUCCACCUCUCCUACAAGACAUUAUCUUUGUCGUAAUACUGAUGUCAGUGUGAAUAUAUUGAGUAUAAAAUGCAUUUUUUUGUCUUAUUUGAGGGGUAAAACAUGACAAAAAGUGUACAUUUGAAAGCUAAUCACGAAUACUUUGACUCUACGUCAAAUAUAUCUGCCCACCUGACUUUUCAUAUUAUUUAAUAUCAUGUUUGUAAUAAAAAAAAAACACUUAAA